Messenger RNA from Lotus japonicus, 1757 nucleotides. RefSeq names its product PTI1-like tyrosine-protein kinase At3g15890. Gene Ontology annotation, molecular function: protein kinase activity; ATP binding. Gene Ontology annotation, biological process: protein phosphorylation. Gene Ontology annotation, cellular component: plasma membrane. The transcript has 4 exons. NCBI's taxonomy places the organism in Eukaryota, Viridiplantae, Streptophyta, Magnoliopsida, Fabales, Fabaceae. Bases 396 to 1496 code for a protein of 366 amino acids. The record is from RefSeq and is a predicted model, not a curated record.
UGUUUUGUUCUUUAAUUUGAAAUCUGCAAACAGCUGUAGUUGAGUUAAAGAACACCAAGGGAUAAAAAGAAGACUUCGCUUACACACCAUUUCCAUUUCAUUCAUCUGCUCUAUCAAAACAACAACAAUAACCCUUUUUGUUCCCUUCCUUGUUUUUUGCUGGGUUUUUCCAGUUUCACAUACAACGUUUUCAACAACACCCCACAAACUAUGUCUGUCUUCUUCACUUUCUCUCUCAAAAGUCUUUGUCGCUGAAACAAAUUCCCAAAGCAACGACUUUUAUAGCAGAGCACUUGAUUUCGUUUGGUGGGUCGAUUUCAAGUUUCGAUUUUGUUCACUUUUUUUUCUGAUCGAUUGAUAAGAAGAGACAGUGGGGGCUGAUUGGUGGGGAGGUUAUGGCUUUUUGCCCAAUCUUUUGUUGUGGAAAUGCUUCGGAUCGCAAAGGGAGAGGGAAGAAGCAACCCGCAUGGAGGGUGUUUUCUUUGAAAGAAUUGCACUCUGCUACAAAUAAUUUCAACUAUGAUAACAAGCUUGGUGAAGGUGGAUUCGGCAGUGUAUACUGGGGCCAGCUUUGGGAUGGAUCACAAAUUGCAGUGAAAAGAUUGAAAGUCUGGAGCAACAAAGCGGACAUGGAAUUUGCUGUUGAAGUUGAGAUAUUGGCAAGAGUACGACACAAGAAUCUUCUUAGUCUUCGUGGCUAUUGUGCUGAAGGUCAGGAACGGUUGAUCGUAUAUGACUAUAUGCCGAACUUGAGCCUACUCUCUCAUCUUCAUGGACAGCACUCAUCAGAAUGCCUUCUUGAUUGGAAUCGACGGAUGAAUAUUGCAAUAGGGUCUGCCGAGGGAAUUGUAUAUCUUCACCACCAAGCAACACCACAUAUCAUCCACAGAGAUAUUAAAGCAAGCAAUGUGUUAUUGGAUUCAGACUUCCAGGCUCGGGUUGCUGAUUUUGGUUUCGCCAAGUUGAUCCCUGAUGGUGCAACUCAUGUGACCACAAGAGUCAAGGGCACCCUUGGCUACCUUGCACCAGAAUAUGCCAUGUUAGGUAAAGCUAAUGAGUGUUGUGAUGUGUUCAGUUUCGGAAUCCUCCUUCUAGAACUCGCUAGUGGCAAAAAACCACUUGAAAAACUCAGUUCCACAGUGAAGCGUUCAAUAAACGAUUGGGCCCUGCCAUUGGCUUGUGCGAAGAAAUUUACUGAAUUUGCAGAUCCAAGGCUUAAUGGCGAGUAUGUGGAGGAAGAGCUUAAAAGAAUUGUUUUAGUUGCUCUGAUAUGUGCUCAGAGUCAACCUGACAAGAGACCCACCAUGAUUGAGGUGGUAGAGCUUCUGAAGGGAGAGUCCAAAGAUAAGCUUUCUCAGUUGGAGAACCAUGAACUCUUUAAGAACCCUCCAGGUGUAGGACAUGAUGAUGGGACUUCAGCUGCUGAAGGUAGUUCAGACUUCAUCUCUGAGGAGAAGGAAUCAAAACAUGAGUUGGAAGAGAGUACAGAACCAUGAUUCGUGCAAAAACGAUAUGGAUUUGAUGUGUUAAAUACAGAUUGUGAAGCUUUCAGGAUUGGUUUUUUUUCUUUCUCUUUGUACUGUUGGUAUUAUUUUAUUUAUGCGGGGAAACAUUUGUCAUCCGUUUAUUAAAGCAGCGGGUGCACGUUUGCCUUACUAUGAAUGUGGCUAUGAACCAUGCAAAAUUGCUAGGAGCCUGGAAUUGGGGAUUUGAUGUGUUGAAUAUACAGAUUGUGAAAUUGUAAUUGCUUAUCCAUA